AUGGAUGUUGACUCGGAACCACUCAGUUCACAAGACAAUGUCGAAGAUCCCAUGAUGACUAGUGUGGAAGAAAAUGUUAACUGCACUUGUGAUUGUGGUGGCAGCAGUAGUAAGUGUGUGACUGUGACGGCCGAUGAUAUUAUAAACCAGACCUUUGAAACAUCAGAUGCAGCUUAUAACUUGUAUGUACGUUAUGCGAGUGUCUCGGGUUUGGAGUUUGCAAAGGUGAUACAGCACGUGGAAAAGAUGAAACACAGCGCAGAAGGAGGCCAAGCCGGUGGUUAUGCCAAUAUCGGGUUCACAAAGAAGGACCUAGAUAAUCACUUUCAAAGAGCUCGUCGUGCAAUGCUCAUUGGUGGGGAUUCCAAUGCGACGAUUAGCUAUCUACUUGGGAAAGCAGAUGUCGACCCGAUGGCCAUGACAAGGUACAGUGCUACUGAUGAAGAUGGCAUUUGUAGGUCCGAUUAUCAGUGCUUUGGAAAUGUGCUUGCAUUCGAUACAACCUACCGGAAGAAUAAGUACAGAAGGCCCUUGGUAAUCUUCUCAGGUUGUAACCAUCACCGCCAAACAUGUAUAUUUGGUUUUGCCUUGGUAGAGGACGAACAGACUGCAACAUAUACGUGGUUGUUGCAAAACUUUCUAGAAGUCAUGCUGAACAAGUCUCCUAGUGUUGUGGUCACAGACGGUGACGAAGCAAUGAAGGCAGCAAUUCGAGAAAUCUUCCCAGAUGCAACUCACCGAUUAUGUGGUUGGCACAUUCAGAAGAAUGUAACGGAAAAUGAAUGGGUUCUGAGUGAAUAUGAGAAGAGGAAAAGUUGGGCAAGCGCUUACUUGAGGGAUAAAUUCUGUGCUGGAUUUAGAACAACAUCAAGGUGUGAGGCGAUAAACAACUUCAUUAAGAGGUUUAUUGGCAUUCGCCAAAGUCUUCUAGAGUUGGUCAAAAAUCUUGAACAUGCUCUUAGGGACUAUAGAAACAAUGAAUUAGUUUCUCAAUUUAAGACGCUGUAUGGGGAGCCCGUUCUAACUACUGGGCUAGAAGCGUUGGAGCUUUCUGCUGCCAAUUUUUACACUAGGGAGAUUCUUGGAGAAGUAAAAAAGGAGAUUCAAGGAGUAGUCGCAUUAGAUGUAAUAAAUGAGGAAAACAUAUCAACCACUGUUGUGAAAAAAAUUAAGGAGUGUGACAGGAGACAACAUAUUUAUAACGUACUUUACGAUCGCAAUACUGAGCAUAUGGAGUGUGAAUGUAGUCGGUGGAGUAGUGAAGGCAUUCCUUGCAGGCACAUGUUUUGUGCAAUGAAAAGGGUAGGUUUACCGAAGUUGCCAGAUAGUCUUCUUUUGAGAAGAUGGUCGAAGGAUGCCAAGAAGUAUCUGGAUGAAAGUUCUGCUGGAGGCACUACGCAAGACAGAGAAAGAGAAUUUUUAAUGCGCUAUGGCGCAUUGUCAGUGGUAGCUACGUGGAUGGUAUUCUUAGGAGCUCAAGAUGGUCCUUCUUUCCAUGACACUAUGAAUGAAGUCUGUCGUUGGACCAAACACUAG
Molecule: messenger RNA, 1536 nt
Organism: Arachis duranensis
Lineage: Eukaryota; Viridiplantae; Streptophyta; Magnoliopsida; Fabales; Fabaceae
Product: protein FAR-RED IMPAIRED RESPONSE 1-like
Exons: 4
Coding region: 1-1536 (511 amino acids)
Biological process (GO): regulation of DNA-templated transcription
Molecular function (GO): zinc ion binding
Source: RefSeq, a predicted model, not a curated record